Molecule: messenger RNA, 866 nt
Organism: Seminavis robusta
Lineage: Eukaryota; Bacillariophyta; Bacillariophyceae; Naviculales; Naviculaceae
Source: the annotation of a GenBank genome assembly
CCAUUUUGGGCGGCCCCAUCCAAAGCCGAAGAUAAAUUUCUUUUAUCAUACCUCCCUUUAUCACCCUCAUAAAUUCAACAAGCCAUCAGCAGGAAGCCAACAUCUACCUAGCCAUCGCCAUCACAUCAACAUCAACAACAAGCAAGUACUAGCUAGUAUGUUCGACCUCACAAGCCGAGAUGGAGCGCCAGCACGCUCAAGACAUGGACCGUAUCAAGGCCCAGCGGAAACGCGACAAGGCGGAAGCCAUUGAAAAAGAUCGUCGCCACAUAGAGAAGAUGGAGGAGUUGGAUCGUUGCCACAAACAGGAACGCCAACGUUGCCACAAGGAGGUCGAGACCAAGCGGAUCGAAACGGAGGAACAGCUCAAGGCCUUCAAGAUCAAAGCAGAGGAAUUGGCCAAGAUCAUUCUUGAAAACUAGACACCCAUCCAACAGAGUGUCACUAAGACCUUUUUCGAGAACAAUCCAGAAUUACAGCCAUGGCAGGAGCUCACUGCAGGACUUCAGGAGAUCUGUGCAGGACUUCAGCAACAAAAUGCACAACUCCUGCAACUAUAUGUACUAUUCCGGCAACUCCAUGCAGCCGUCCAAGAGCAUGAGUAAGUUGCCUCCCAACAAGAAACUCCUCCUGCUGAAGACCCCCGAGCCGUCCAGGAGCAUGCGGGAACCUCUACGUGAUUGAAUGAGGAAAACCGGAUCUUUGUGAUACGCUCUACAGGUGGUAAGCUCUACCGGUACUGAUUGAUCCAUAGGUACCAAACAGUAGCAGCAUUUGAAAUUGAGAACAGAAUUGAUUGGUUGACUUUUGUCACUAUAACCAACCUAUUUGUGUACACUGUUGAAAAAGUAUUUCUUCUAGCUAGA